AUGGCCUGGCCACCUUCCUGUUGGCUGUGGGUUCUGGGGACUCUGGCAGGGCUCUCGGCUACCCCAGUCCCCAAGAGCUGCCCAGAGAAGCACUACUGGGCUCAGGAGAAGCUGUGCUGCCAGAUGUGUGAGCCAGGAACGUUCCUCAAGAAGCACUGCGACGGGCAGAGAAAGGCCGCUCAGUGUGAACCGUGUGUCCCAGGGAUCUCCUUCUCACCAGACCACAACACCCGGCCCCACUGCGAGAACUGCCGGCACUGUCACUCCGGUCAUCUCAUCCGAAACUGCACCCCCACCGCCAAUGCCGUGUGUACCUGCCCCACGGGCUGGGAGUGCACGGACAAGGAGUGUACCGAGUGCUAUCCUGCUAGAAACCCCACGCUGACCCCUCAUCUAUCACCGGCCCCAGGCCCACAACCCACCCACUUACCUUACACCCAAAAGUUGCUGGAGGCCAGGACAGCCAGGCACAUGCAGACUCCGGCUGACCUCAGGCUGCCUGCCCCAGCUCUCUCGACUCAACGGCCAGCCCAGAGGUUCCUGUGCAGCUCAGGAUGCAUCAGAAUCUUCGUGAUCCUGUCUGGAAUGUUUCUUGUUUUCACCGUGGUCGGAGCCCUGUUCCUCCAUCAACAAAGAAAAAAUGGACUAAACAAAGGAGAAAGUCCCGCAGCGCCUGCCGAGCCUUGUCCCUACAGCUGUCCCAGGGAGGAGGAAGGCGAAGCCAUCCCCGUCCAGGAGGAUUACAGAAAGCCUGAGCUUGCUUCCUACCUCUGA
Molecule: messenger RNA, 774 nt
Organism: Eptesicus fuscus (big brown bat)
Lineage: Eukaryota; Metazoa; Chordata; Mammalia; Chiroptera; Vespertilionidae
Gene: CD27
Product: CD27 molecule
Exons: 6
Coding region: 1-774 (257 amino acids)
Biological process (GO): positive regulation of T cell differentiation; negative regulation of apoptotic process; positive regulation of B cell differentiation
Cellular component (GO): external side of plasma membrane
Molecular function (GO): protein binding; transmembrane signaling receptor activity
Source: RefSeq, a predicted model, not a curated record